Molecule: messenger RNA, 594 nt
Organism: Ornithorhynchus anatinus (platypus)
Lineage: Eukaryota; Metazoa; Chordata; Mammalia; Monotremata; Ornithorhynchidae
Gene: SF3B6
Product: splicing factor 3b subunit 6
Exons: 4
Coding region: 30-407 (125 amino acids)
Cellular component (GO): nucleus; cytoplasm; ribonucleoprotein complex
Molecular function (GO): mRNA binding
Source: RefSeq, a predicted model, not a curated record
CCGGAGGAGCGACCUAAAAAGCGGCCAAGAUGGCGAUGCAAGCGGCCAAGAGAGCCAACAUUCGAUUGCCUCCUGAAGUUAACCGGAUUUUAUACAUCAGAAACCUGCCGUACAAAAUCACAGCUGAAGAAAUGUAUGAUAUUUUUGGCAAGUACGGACCUAUUCGACAAAUCAGAGUUGGGAACACACCCGAGACUAGAGGAACAGCCUACGUGGUCUAUGAAGACAUCUUCGAUGCCAAAAACGCUUGUGAUCACCUCUCAGGAUUUAACGUGUGCAAUAGAUACCUCGUAGUCUUGUACUAUAACGCUAACCGGGCAUUCCAGAAGAUGGACACAAAAAAGAAGGAGGAACAGCUGAAACUCCUCAAGGAGAAAUAUGGCAUCAACACAGACCCACCAAAAUAACCCUUCUAAUUCCCCUUCAACCCUAAUGAACUCUCCCCUCGGACAUAACUCAUGAAGAGAUUUUUGUAUUUGAGCUGAGUGGUCACUUUUUUUUUCCCACCCUAGCUUAACUUUCUUUGGAAUUUAAUCGUUAUACUUUGUAAUGUGGUUAAUUUACUCAGAUCAAUAAAUUUAGAUUUUAUGUUAA